ACUAGUACAGCCCAUCAGCAUCGAUGUCCAACCUUCCGAUCAAUAUUUUACAAUGACAACACCAGAUUCGCUCCCCGAAAUGCCUGCUACAGAGCAAAGUGAUGCUGUUGAAGAGUCUGAAGAUGAAUCUGAUGGAAUCUAUGCUGUACUGAGCAGUUUGCCCACAGCACAGGGAAGCUGUGAAGGUUCUUUGAAUUUCCUACAGCCUCCGACACAAGAGAGAUUCAGAAUGAGCUGCUGGACAGAGACAGAAAACUCUAGUGGGACUAGGGACUCAGGUGCAUCCCUACAGGAGGCUGCGGUACACUCGAUUGUGAGGGAUCUUGCCUCUCAUAUUGACAAGCUCUCAGUAGCCUACACAGAGCAGCUGAGCACCAUCUUGAAUGAACUUGAUCAGCUAAGGAUGAUUGUAACAGAUAUUCAGAAGGAUACGAAACGCCUUCAGAAUGCCCAGCCAGUUACAGAUGAAAGAAGCAGUCAAAACAGACGUACUAUUGCAGACAUGAAUUGUACACAGGUAGUCAGUAUGCUUGAAGCACUGGAUCUUCCCGAGUACAGGGAGGCGUUCUUGAAAGAGCGAGUGGACGGACAAGUCCUGCUGCAGCUGACGGAAGAAGUCCUCUCCACUGAACUUGGCGUCGAUUCCAAGUUGCACCGCAUCCGCAUAAUGAAUAUUAUUGCUGGAAGAACUCCAACGGAGAAACUUAGUUUACAUACGUAGAAUCUAACAGCAUUAGUGCAACGUCUCUAUAGCUGUGCCAGUGUGAAUCAAUAUUCCCGCGCGCGGGUC
Messenger RNA from Geodia barretti, 790 nucleotides. Lineage: Eukaryota; Metazoa; Porifera; Demospongiae; Tetractinellida; Geodiidae. The record is from the annotation of a GenBank genome assembly.